GAUUCCCGGCCCCGACGGAAGGUGCUGCGUGGAUCGGUGCUGUGCUGCUCCGCUGUGAACAUGGAGAGUGCGAGUGGGGGAGCAGGCAGCCCCGGGCUGGGGAGGCUGUGUCCGGGAGGCAGCAAACCUCUGCUCGGUGCUAGCUGCUGGAAAGCUGUCCUGUCGAGCAGGGCUGGGCACCCACAUCCUCAUGCAGAGAGCAGCUGGUACUGGGCCAUGAGCAACGCCACGGCCCCCACAGCCCCAGGCACCACGGGUGACUCACUGGUGGGCUACGUCCUGGGACCCUUCCUCCUUGUCACCCUCCUCGGUGCUGUCCUGGCCGUGGUGAUGUACGUCCAGAAGAAGCGACGGUUUGACCACCUGCGGCACCGCCUGCUGCCCAUGUACAGCUACGACCCAGCCGAGGAGCUGCAGGAGUCGGAGCAGGAGCUGCUGGUGGAGGCAGAGGACACUCGGGUGGUGCCUGGCUGGGGCGGACCCUCAGCCCAUCGACCCUCACGCAGGGACUGGAAGGCCUGAUGCUGCCCACAGAACCGGGGCCAAAUCCUGCCCGCAGGAGCCAAGGGAGGAGGGGAUGAGCACUGCCACUGUGCCCAGGAAGGGCAAGAUGCGCCCGUGGCAGCCUGGUGAUGCCACUGCCUGGGAGCCAUCCCUCCCUGCCAGCACUGCAAGUGGUUUUCUCCCACUUUUGCACACUUUUGCCAUGACUUUUUGCUUGAACUGUCCCAGCAGCCCCUUCAAAUGCACCAAGCAGGACAGCUGGGGCUGGCACCCUGGCAGGGGAGCAGCCAGGCUCCAGGGCUUUGGUGGGCAGAGGGCAGGAUGCCCAUGGUGGAGCAGCAUGGUGUGUAUGGAGCAAAUAAACGUGGGUCUGUGUUCA
This is a messenger RNA of Pogoniulus pusillus (Red-fronted tinkerbird), 883 nucleotides long. RefSeq names its product small integral membrane protein 29 (gene SMIM29). The transcript is spliced from 5 exons. Lineage: Eukaryota; Metazoa; Chordata; Aves; Piciformes; Lybiidae. The record is from RefSeq and is a predicted model, not a curated record. Bases 61 to 522 code for a protein of 153 amino acids.